This is a messenger RNA of Rotaria sp. Silwood1, 1197 nucleotides long. Lineage: Eukaryota; Metazoa; Rotifera; Eurotatoria; Philodinida; Philodinidae. The record is from the annotation of a GenBank genome assembly.
ACGUAGAACCCCUUGAAAUUUAAUUUAAGAAAGUGUUUUGAAUGAAAAUUUUCAAUAAAUAAGAUUAUCUACUGAUAUUGGAAACGUUUAAUUGAUUUUAUCAAUAUUCAAUGAAUAUUUUUUUUUUCUCAAAAAUUUUCAAAAUCGAAUUGACAAAAAAAAAACGAAGGAAAAUAUCUUGUCAAAGAUUUUUAUUUUUAUUAGUUAACUAAUUAAAAUAAAUCUUUAUUAAUAUAAUAUCAAUGUAAUUCUUGAAAUAUUUCGUUUAAAAAAAAAAAUUUUUUUUUCUAAAAAGUUGAAUAGAAUUUUAGAAAACAAAAAUUUUUUAAUUUAUCAUUUAAAUUAACUUUCAUAAUGAAAAUAAAUUAUAGGAAUUAAUAGGAUAAAAAGAAAAAAAAGCAGACGAUGUUGUUGUUUUGAAUAAAUUGACAAUAAAUCGAAGUAAAUCAGAUGGAAUUGUUGAAAAUAAUGAUAAAAAACAUUAAAUUAAGUCCAUAUACUAAAUUGUAUGAAUAUGUCUUAUCUCAUCUUGAUCAUAUUUGUUAUCGUUUAUAUGGAUCUCAAUCAAAUAAAUUUGAAAGAAUCAUUUGGAAUUUAUUUGAAAAUUAUACUCAAUUAUUAUUUUGUUCACGAUUAAUUCAAGUAUAUAAAUCCGAGUGCCUAGUUCGAAAUUAAAAACAGUUCGAAGUGUUUUUAUUCGUUCAAUUAACAAAUAUAAUUUUGUUGAAAAUGAGAUUUAUAUUCAAUUAAAGAUAUUUAUUCUUUUUUUUUUCAAGAUAAAAAUUCAUGUUUAACACCAUCAAAGGAUAUAUAAUUGGUGAUAUAACUAGUUUUUAUAAAGAAAUAUUUCCAAACAUUCCGAAUAUAGAUAAAAAUUUAAAAGAAAAUCAAUUAAUUGAUCUUCCUUAUAGUAAUAAAAUAUUUGAAAAUAUUAAAUAAGGACAUGUUAACGUAAAUAUAUCUUCAAUUAAUUAUUCAUUAAAUAAAAUUCAAACAAAUUCCACAUCGAAUGUUUUAUCAUCAUCGAUUCAAGUAGGAAAUGUUAUUUGCCGUUUUAUUCAUACAUAUUUUGUACCUUUAUUACCAUCUAUACAUUGUCCACAUGUUGGUUCAACUGGAGGAAAAGCACGUACUGAUAAAACAAUCGACUUUUAUUAUAAUCAACCAAAUUUUCUGGCUUGUGGUCAUAAACAAUAA